AUGAUUAGCGAUGGGCUUGUUGCGUACAAUGGCUCACGAGCACAAAUUGAAAUGAAAAAUGAUUUAUGUGGUCCCAAGUCUCCAUAUGAAGAAUAUUAUGAUGCUAACUAUUUCAAAUGGCAAAAACGACAUCAAAUGUUUCAAGCUACUCAUUCUGAUCCAACACGAUGGGGUCGUAUAAAACCAGAAUAUACUGUUUUAGAAAUCGGAUGUUCAGCGGGCGCUGUAUUAAAUACGGUAAAAUGUGCGAAGAAAUUUUGUGUGGAAAUCAAUUUUCAUGCAAGAGAGUACGCUGCAAAAACAUAUAACUUAACGACAUUUCGUUGUGUUGCUGAAUUACCAGACAAUGCAAUUCAUUAUGCAUAUUCAAUAUCUGUAUUGGAACAUGUUGAAGCUCCAAUAAUGCUAUUAAGACAAUUGUAUUCUAAAAUGCGUUCCGGUUCAAUGUUGGAAAUUCAAGUAAAAAAUGAAGGACGUCAGUCAGUAUCAAAUUAUUCAGAAAAACAGAAAUGGUCUUACAAAAAGCAUGACUUAAACAAUCAUAUGUAUACCUGGACAGAACUACUUUUAGGAAAUAUGAUUCAAGGUGCAGGAUUCAAGAUAAUCCGAAUUCUCAGCAGUAUAGCAGCUUAUCCUUCGAACUACGAAAAAUUACGAUUAAAAGUAACAGCGCAACAAUGGGCAAAAAUUGUAGAGGAAGAAGGAAAAAGACAAGGAAUUGAAAUACUAACAGCUUUUGCAAAAAAAUUAUAG
Molecule: messenger RNA, 753 nt
Organism: Rotaria sp. Silwood2
Lineage: Eukaryota; Metazoa; Rotifera; Eurotatoria; Philodinida; Philodinidae
Source: the annotation of a GenBank genome assembly